GUCACUUCCAACAAGGCUUUUUUCGUCCGUCAUGGUGAGUGGUGUUGGUUUAUUGAUAACGUGAUAACGUAAUCAAACGCAAAUGAGCAGAACUCGCAAGUGUGGAAGACUCCCAAUGGAUCAUAAUAGCCUAUUCUUCUAAUUAAUCACAAUGAAAAAACUCAAUUGGAGUGGUUUAGAUUUUCUUCGGAGGGAUCGAGGCGCGAUCGCUCGUGAAUCGAACUCGAAUACAUCAACCCAAUUAGGGACCAAUCGAUGGAGCUCCGAGUCCAAGCUUCAAAUGACAGAUUCAGUUUCUCAGAGCAGUAGUGAUUACAAUCAGGAGAAACCCCUCUCUAACAAAGGCAGGUUGAGCUUCAGUGAUCUUCUACGCCUAAAGAAAAGUCCAGGUGAGUCUGGCUAUGCAGAACCUAAGACCAAAUCAAGUAUACUGGACACAUUGAAACGCAAGUUCAAGAUUGCCAGGAGUGAACAUUCUCGCAUCAGAAAUAUGAAUAAACGCCACAGUUUCUCCCUUUCCAUAUCCUCAAUAGCAGAAGAAUCAUGUGAUCGGGAUUCACUACCAAAGAGUAAAACUCUACCUACUGUUCAACAGACUUGUCGCUUGUGUUCCAUGCCCAACUCAGUGAGAAGUACAAGGGGGAAUUGUUGUGAUAUUCAUAGUGAACUAGAUCCACUUGCUGAAAACCAAGAUGACCACAAUGACAACAGUUUACCAGUAGCUGUACAAGAAGUGAGGCCACCUCCUGUAAAUGGUUCAGAAUUGUUACAUCCCAUUAGUACUGCAGAAACCGAAAUGUCAUCACAUAGUCCUAGCAGCGUGGCGGCACUAACCACAGCUGCCUCCAGUAACAGUAAUUUAGCGUGGGAACUUUUCAAGUUGGUUAAGUAUGGAUGGUAUUGGGGACGGAUGACCAGAGGAGAAGCCGAACGGAAGUUGGUAGAUCAGCCCGACGGAGCUUUUCUGGUGCGCGAUUCAAGUGACGAUUGUCACCUGUUGAGUCUUAGUUUUCGAUCCUAUGGUCGAACCUUACACACACGAAUCGAACACACUAACGGAUACUUCAGCUUUUACGCUUACCCCGAGGCCGAACAGCAUAGCAGCGUCGGUCAGCUUAUUGAACAUUUGAUGGAUACGUCUCGUUCUGGCAUAUUUUGCUACUCUAGGUCACGCUCUCCUGGAUCACCCUCAUAUCCCGUCCGACUGACCAAACCUGUAUCACGAUUUUCUGAGGUGCUACCGUUGCAAUACAUGUGCCGAUUCGUCAUCCGCCAAUACGUUAGGAUGGAUCACAUAGAAGCUCUGCCGCUGCCCGAGUCUCUCAAGUCGUUCAUCGUUCGGGGCAAUUCGUAACUAUGAAAUUCUCUCACAAAUGUCAAAGGAGUGCCUCUCCAUUAUUGGAGAGAGGGAUCUAAACAUGCUGUUGAUCGCAUCUCGUGGAUCUAUGCGUGAAUCGGAUAAUCAGUAUAAAAUAUAUAUAUAUAUAUAUUCUAAUACAGUGUUUUAUGCUGAAAA
Daphnia carinata is the source of this 1516-nucleotide messenger RNA. RefSeq names its product suppressor of cytokine signaling 5-like. The record is from RefSeq and is a predicted model, not a curated record. The transcript is spliced from 3 exons. Gene Ontology annotation, cellular component: phosphatidylinositol 3-kinase complex. Bases 152 to 1354 code for a protein of 400 amino acids. NCBI's taxonomy places the organism in Eukaryota, Metazoa, Arthropoda, Branchiopoda, Diplostraca, Daphniidae. Gene Ontology annotation, molecular function: 1-phosphatidylinositol-3-kinase regulator activity. Gene Ontology annotation, biological process: phosphatidylinositol phosphate biosynthetic process; intracellular signal transduction.